Molecule: messenger RNA, 3180 nt
Organism: Eruca vesicaria subsp. sativa (arugula)
Lineage: Eukaryota; Viridiplantae; Streptophyta; Magnoliopsida; Brassicales; Brassicaceae
Source: the annotation of a GenBank genome assembly
AUGGACAUUGGUUUAGGACAAAACACAACAAGUGAAGAAAUAAAAGUAGGUGUAGUUCUUGAUCUCAAAACAAACUUUUCCAAGAUCUGCCUCACUUCUAUUAACAUGUCAUUGUCCGAUUUCUACCAAACUCAUUCUCAUUACCGCACAAGACUUGCGCUUCACAUCAGAGAUUCCAUGGAAGAUAUUGUUGAGGCAUCAGUUGCAGCAGCCUCUGACCUAAUCAAGAAGGAGCAAGUGAGAGCUAUCAUCGGACCAAGAAGCUCUAUGCAAGCCGAGUUUAUGAUUAAACUGGCCAACAAAUCUCAAGUACCGACCAUCACUUUCUCUGCAACGAGCCAUCUUCUUAAAUCUAUCGACAAUCCUUACUUCGUCCGAGCCACUAUCGACGACUCAUUCCAGGUCGAAGCCAUUGCGGCCAUUGUCAAAUCAUUUAGGUGGAGAAGCGUCGUUGCCAUUUAUGUGGACAACGAGCUAGGUGAAGGAAUCAUGUAUUCCUUGUCAGACGCUUUAGAAGAUGUGGAAGUCCAAAGAAGUGUGAUCUCUCCAGACGCUAACAAUGAUCAGAUUCAAAAGGAACUUUGUAAGCUCAUGACAAAGCAGACAAGGGUAUUCGUUAUGCUCAUGGACUCAAGUCUAGGCUUCCGGGUUUUGAAGAGAGCUAGAGAGAUUAGAAUGAUGGAGGAAGGGUAUGUGUGGUUACUCUCAAAUGGAAUGACACAUAUGAUGAGACACAACGGUCGUAGCUUAGAGACUAUGCAAGGCCUGUUAGGUGUGAGGAGUCACGUCCCUCAAUCUAAAGAGCUUGAAGAUUUCCGUAAGAGAUUCAAGAAGGAGAACCCCGUGGGAGAUGGUACUGACCUUAACGUUUUCGCAUUAUGGGCAUAUGAUUCGGUCACUGCAUUGGCCAUGGCCGUGGAGAAAACCAACACAAAGACGUCUAUGAAGACCUUUGGGGACCCUUCCUACGGUCCACAUCUUAUAGAGGCUCUCUCGGAUGUAGAAUUUAAGGGUUUGGCAGGAGAGUUCAAACUCAUUAACAGGCAGCUCGAGUCAUCAAAUUUUGAGAUCAUAAAUGUUAUUGGAGAUGAAGAGAGGAUUAUUGGAUCAUGGACACCAAGCACUGGACUUGUGAAUCUAAAUUCAAAUAAAACGACAUCAUUUUUAGGCAAGAGGUUUGGGCCAGUAAUAUGGCCAGGGAACUCGACCAGUGUUCCAAAAGGUUGGGAGAUUCCAACAAGCGGGAAGAAGUUGAAAGUGGGUGUUCCAGUAAAUAAAGGAUUCCUCAAUUUUGUGGAGAUAAAGACAGAUCCUAUCAGUAACGUAACAACCACAAAGGGUUAUGCCAUAGACAUCUUUGAAGCUGCUCUUAAGAAGUUACCAUAUCCAGUCAGUCCUGAAUACUACGGUUGCGAGUCUAGCUACAACGAUUUGGUCCACCAAGUCUAUGAUGGGAAGUGGGAUGCAGUUGUUGGAGAUAUAACCAUCAUAGCAAACAGGUCCUCCUUUGUUGAUUUCACGUUACCGUACACAGAGUCUGGAGUGUCUAUGAUUGUGCCGCUGAGGCACAACAAGAACAAGAACGCAUGGGUGUUCCUAAAACCUUGGAGCUUAGACCUAUGGAUCACCACUGGUUGCUUCUUCAUCCUCAUUGGGUUUGUUGUGUGGCUGUUCGAACACAGAGUCAACACGGACUUCCGUGGACCACCUCACCACCAGAUCGGCACUAGUGUCUGCUUCUCCUUCUCCACAAUGGUUUUUGCACACCGAGAGAAGGUAGUGAGCAAUUUAGCAAGGUUUGUGGUGGUGGUGUGGUGCUUUGUGGUACUUGUGCUCACUCAGAGUUAUACAGCGAAUCUCACCUCUUUUCUGACUGUACAAAGUUUGCAACCAACAGCCACAAAUGUGAAAGAUCUCAUCAAUAAUGGGGAGUCUGUAGGGUACCAUGAAGGCACAUUUGUCCACGAUUUUCUAAGAGAUCUGAACUUUCCUGAAUCACAGCUCAAGCCUUUUGCUUCUGCCGAAGAAUGCGACGAUCUUUUGUCGAAAGGGACAUCGAGAGGUGGUAUUGCAGCAGCUUUUGAUGAAGUUCCAUACCUUAUGGAUAUCAUCUCUCAAUACUGCUCCAAAUAUGCAAUGGUUGAACCUUCCUUCAAGACUAAGGUAGUGAGCAAUUUAGCAAGGUUUGUGGUGGUGGUCUGGUGCUUUGUGGUGCUUGUACUCACUCAGAGUUACACAGCGAGUCUCACCUCUUUUCUGACUGUUCAACGUUUACAACCAUCAGCCACAAAUGUGGAAGAUCUCAUCAGAAAUGGGGAGUCUGUAGGGUACCAACAUGGCACUUUCGUCCGUGGUUUUCUAAGAGAUCUGAACUUUGCUGAAUCACAACUCAAGUCUUUUGGUUCUGCGGAAGAAUGCGAUGAUCUUUUGUCCAAAGGAACAUCGAAAGGUGGUAUUGCAGCAGCUUUUGACGAAGUGGCCUACCUUAAGGAUAUCGUUUCUCAAAACUGCUCAAAAUAUGCAAUGGUUGAACCUUCCUUUAAGACUGUUGGUUUUGAACCUUCCUUCAAGACAGCUGGUUUUGGCUUUGCAUUUCCCAAGAAUUCGCCUAUGACAAAAGAUGUGUCAAUCGCCAUCUUGAAAGUGACUCAAGGCAAAGAAAUGCGACGCAUCGAGAACAAGUGGUUCAAACGUCACCCUAGUGAAUGUCCUGAUCCAAGUACCGAUCUUUCAUCUAACCGUCUCAGCCUCAGUAGCUUCUGGGGGCUGUUUCUAAUAGCAGGCGUUGCUACAUUCUUGGCAUUUCUCGUCUUUGUAGCCCGCUUCUUGUACGAACAUAGGCACACGCUAUGCAAUGACUCCGAAGGUUCCAUGUGGAGAAAGUUAAAGUCUUUGUUCAGAAUCUUUAAUGAGAAAGACACAAAGUCGCACACUUUCAAGAAUAGUGCCGUUCAUAACGUGAGUUCACCUAUUAAUUCUCAGCGCACUCCGAGUCCUUCGAAUGUUCAGAUAAGACCAUUGCCACGAUGCAUGUCAUUAAACAGGGAGUUAGAGCUAAGAAGAGCAUGUUUCUCCAUGAGUGAAGAACAUUUCAGAACGCAACCAAAACAUAAUAAACGUGGAGAAUCUGAUAUUGAAUCUGGAGCUGAACGACAAAGAGAAGUUAAACAAACUCUAUAG